Phoenix dactylifera (date palm) is the source of this 1886-nucleotide messenger RNA. RefSeq names its product transcription factor MYB61-like. The record is from RefSeq and is a predicted model, not a curated record. Lineage: Eukaryota; Viridiplantae; Streptophyta; Magnoliopsida; Arecales; Arecaceae.
GAUGCAAUUAAUCAUGAAAUGAACGAUGAUAAGAUAUUUAUUGUUCAAGCCCAUUAUUUGUGUAGCUACUGCCCAUGAAACUGAUUAUCCACAUGAAUGGGAGCAGACAAUUGGUAAAUGACUGCAAUAUGACUUAUGAAUUGCAUUCCUUCAAUUAAUUGGAAUGGAAUGUAGAAAUUCGUUCGCAUGUGUUUUAUAUUGAUGAGUGUGUAGUUGAAGGAACUAAAUAGGAAGUACCCUUGUUCUAAUUAUCAAGGAGACAAUGAAUCAGAUGUCACAUAUUAAAAGUCACUACCCUACCAACCCAAAAGGCAUUGUAUCUUUCCUCCAUCUCUCCUAACACUUCAACAAGCUACGUCGCAAAUCUCUUUCAUAAAUUAUUCUGUCGAACACUUCCCAGUUAUUUAAGACACCUCCAAAUCCCACCUAUUUCAAUGCAAGAACUUCAGCUUAAAACCCCCCUUGAUUGCUUCACCUGCUGUGCCCAACACCCCCUUCUCUCUCUUCUCUCCUUUAACUUGAGUGCGAAGCAUAAUACCACUUUAAUCACUAGGAAUUUCUUUUAUAUUCGCUAUAAUCCUUCCUAAAGAUCAGAUUGUUAAGUCCUCCAAUUGCCUCAGCCUCUCCAAAUCUGAAAUCACUGAAAACCAACAGCAUCCUUGGCCUUCCAAUCAGAGAAUGGGACGACACCCGUGCUGCGCCAAGCAGAAGGUAAGGAAAGGCCUGUGGUCACCUGAAGAAGAUGAGAAGCUCUACAACCAUAUCACUAGAUUUGGCAUUGGCUGUUGGAGCUCUGUGCCCAAACAAGCAGGAUUGGAAAGAUGCGGGAAGAGCUGUAGACUGAGGUGGAUAAAUUACCUGAGGCCAGGCCUUAAGAGAGGAAACUUCUCACCGCAGGAGGAGGAUUUGAUCGUGAGCCUGCAUGAGAUUUUAGGCAACAGGUGGUCUCAAAUUGCAGCACAAUUGCCAGGGCGAACAGACAAUGAGAUCAAGAACUUGUGGAAUUCAAGCCUAAAGAAGAAGCUCAAGCAGAGGGGGAUCAACCCGAUCGCCCACAAGCAGUUAAGGGAGACAGGAGCACAAGAAGAGAUGCCGAGGCCCGACGUGAAGCCCAUCUUCGAUCCCUUCCCCUCAUCUGAAUACCAAGCAGCUAUGGAUCCAAUUGGGACCAAUGCAAACUUCUACCACCAACUCCAACAAACUUACAGACCUCUAGAGCUGAAUGAAUUCAUGGCGAAAUUUGAUGACAGUUUGGUUUCAAGUUCGAACUCAGGGUACUGGAAUUAUGGUGAAGCAUUAUACGUUUCAGACACUCAUGCCAUCCAAGAGAGUUUGAACAGUGGUAUCAAUUGGAACUGCAAUAGAGCUGCUCAGAUGAGCAGCAUGCUAGGAAACGAGGUCCUGAAUUGGUCUUCUUUUGAGAUUAAGUUGGAAUCACCACUUCAGACAGAGAUCAAAACAUAUGAGCAGAGGCUGAAUCCAUGUCAAGGACUUCAACGUGUGGAGAGUUCAGAAGAAUUCAGUAGCUGCCUAACGACAUCGCUGUCGCGAGAUCUAUCUGAUGCAUGCCUUGAUGUUUCUCAAGAUGAACUGGCUUGUGAACUGAAUCGGGAUUUUCCUAGUUUUUGACACUCCCUUCCCCUCCCCUCAUCGGUCAUAGAUGUCGAUAGAAGAACGUAUGGAGAACAACUGGUGGAGAACUUUAUGGGUCACAAAAAUUGUACGAAUGGUGUAUUUACAGAGGUGUGUGAUUUCAAAAGCAUUGUUAUUUUGUAAUAAGUGGGUGUGCUAGCUGGGUUUGCUGAAAGUGCACCCUCUCGUCCUUUUUUGUCACAUACUUUUUGUUGAAAUAAAAGGCUACGUGGAUUGAUAUAUUAACAUCAUCA